Megalopta genalis is the source of this 6543-nucleotide messenger RNA. It is a transcript of the gene shg, whose product is annotated as DE-cadherin. Gene Ontology annotation, biological process: homophilic cell-cell adhesion; multicellular organism development; cell migration. The record is from RefSeq and is a predicted model, not a curated record. Gene Ontology annotation, cellular component: catenin complex; plasma membrane. Gene Ontology annotation, molecular function: calcium ion binding; cadherin binding; beta-catenin binding. Lineage: Eukaryota; Metazoa; Arthropoda; Insecta; Hymenoptera; Halictidae.
GCGACGGCAGGCUGUGGCAGGCUGUGGCAGGCAGGCAGGCAAGCAGGCAAACAAGCAGACGGAUAGGCAGGCAAAGUAGAGCGAAAGAAGUAAGGAAAGACCCGUAGCACACAGCGGCCAGCAAUUCCACGUCCUUGUCUCGUCGCGUUUAGUCGCUGUUCGUAGGAGAAAAGUUGAAAAAGUUCGACAGGUUUGGAAAGUUCGCGCGUGCAGUGUUUGGUUCCGACGUCACGUCGCGUCGCGCAUCCGACGGCCUGCCUCGUCGCGUUUCGCUCGAGGUUCGCGAGUGUGACGUGUGUCUUGUUACCAUUCUUGUUUCCCCCGUUGGAUUUGGGGAGAAAGAGAGAGACCUCGACGGGGGCGAGAGCCAUGUGCGCCGCCGACGUGAUUUAGCGAUCCGAGAAACUUUGGCCAACGAAAUCGCUGGGCACGACACGGACGCAACGACGGACAUCCAUCGGGCAACGAGGGGCUGAAGACGGCGACGCUACGCGGUCGCAGUCGUUUGGGCCGGAAACGCGAGGAAAAGGGAAAGAUGUCGCUAAGAGAGGCCGACCACCGCCGAUUGAUACGGGCCUGGGCAAGGCCCCAGCGUCUUUUACUAUCGUUUCUGCUGCUCUGGGGAACUCUCGCGGAUGCAACGAGAUUGAGGCAUUCGAGGCACCUGGAUGCGAGAUCGCAGUUCUCCACCGAAGAGGAAUUAACUAUGCCGCAGGGCGAGGAGAAUCACAAUCACAAGCCCGUGUUUUCGAACUGCUCGCACUAUGCGCCGGUCGUGAAAGAGGAAGAGCCGGCGGGCACCGUGGUGGUGAAGGUGCACGCCGAGGACAGGGAUCGUCCCGAGGAUGGAGGCACCAUCACGUACAGCUUCGUGGUCGCUCAGGGCGAGAAGCUGAAAUUCAAGAUCGACAACAAGACAGGGUUGAUCAGGACGACGCAGAUGUUGGACAGAGACGAGCCCGCCCGUGAAAAGGAAGCGUACCUGACGAUACUGGCGACCGAUAACGGGAAGCCUCAGCUCGACGACGUCUGCACGUUCAAAGUAACGAUAGAAGACGUGAACGACAACGCUCCGGUAUUCGACAAAGUGGCGUACACCGAAUCGGUACCGCAAGACUUGCCGUUGAGCAGCGAGGUGAUGAGAGUCUCGGCCACGGACAUCGACGACGGUAACAAUUCGGUCGUCCACUACAGUCUGUCGCCAAAGAAGAAAGAGGACGGGGUCUACUUCCGGAUAGACAGCCGAACAGGAGUGAUAUUCUUGAACAAGACCAUCGACAGAAGUCCCGACUACAAGUUCAGCAUGACCGCUACCGCGAUGGAUCAAGGCGAGAAUCCGAAAUCGAACGUGAUCGACCUGGACAUACGGGUGGUCGAGUCGCACAAGAAGGCUCCGACUUUCAUGCAGAGGCCGCCGGGACCGAUCCUGCUCAAGGAGAACUUUAGCGACUUCGAUCGGAGCAUCGAGAGGCUGACGGCUGUCUCGAAUACCCUCAACGAUACCAGCCUCCUGUUCAUGCUGGUCAACGGUAGAACAGAGCAGACCAACAAAGCGAAUACGUUUAGAAUCAUUCAGAACAAAAACGUGGCGGACAUCAAGCUCGCCCAGCGUCUCGACUACGAAAGCAACAGGAUUUACUCGUUGAUCGUGCGAGUGCAGAACAAGUAUCAGCUGGCCGCUGAGACGGUGAUCGAGAUCGAGGUGGAGGACGUCAACGACAACAUCCCGGCGUUUCGUGAGAUAAAGAAAGGCAGCGUGCUCGAGAACGAACCGGCGGGAGUGCCGGUGAUGCAGGUCCGCGCGAUCGACGCGGAUGGGACGUCCGCCAACAAUCAGGUCACUUACGAGCUCGACAACUUUAAAGAUCUGUUCGCCAUCGACAAAUACACCGGGAACAUCACCACGCUGACGACUUUCGACAGAGAGAAAGAGGACACGUACAACGUUAAGGUGAUCGCGAUCGAUAAUUCUCCCAGCUCGCUAUUCCAGACCGGCGAGCACAACAAGGGCCAGCAAGUGUUUCGCAUUGAAAUCGCGGACAAGAACGAUAACGCGCCUCACUUCGACAAAGCGGUAUACUUGACCAACCCGAUCAACGAGGACGCCAAUCAGAACGAAGUGGUCACCGAGGUGAAGGCCGUCGAUUCGGACACGGCCAGUCCGGUUACCUACAGCAUCAUAUUCGGCAACACCGACGACAGCUUCCUCAUCGAGGAGACCACCGGCAAGAUCCGCGUGAAGAACUUGCUGGAUUACGAGAAGAUCACGCAGUACAAUCUGACGGUUAGAGCGUUCGACGGCCUGUACAACGACACCGCUCUGGUGAAGAUCUUCAUCGAGAACGUGAACGACAAUCGACCGGUGUUUGGGAACUUUGAAAGGAAUCCGACCAUCGAGGAGGAGAAAUUGGUCGAAGGUUGCAUCACCACCGUGGUCGCCUACGAUCCUGACAUCAAGAACCGAAGCGCCGAUCAGCACAUCGCGUACUCCAUAGUGAAGGAAGAUCAGCAGCCACUGAUCGAGAUCGACAAGACCGGUUGCCUGAAGCUGAAGAAACCGUUGGACCGGGACUCCCCGCACGGCUACUCGAUGUGGACAGUGCUCGUGAUGGCCGUAGACGACGACGGAUCUCCAAACGCGUUGAAGAGCCCAGUGCUGGUCAACAUCACGCUGAUCGAUAUCAACGACAACGCUCCUUUCCUCGACAUGCCCUAUCCCGUGAUCUGGGAAGAGAACAGGGAUCCCGGCCGGAUCACGGAGUUGAAGGCCCGUGACUAUGACUCCGACGAGAACGGGCCGCCGUUCAAUUUUAGCAUCGAUACGAGCACCGCGGACGACGAGAUUCUCGAGAAAUUCGAGAUUCGUAGCGCCGAUCUGUACGCCCUGGUUCGAUUCGACCGCGAACAACGUAAGAGUUAUGAUAUCCCAAUCGCGAUCACCGAUCAAGGACAGCCAACCAUGACGGGCACGUCUACCUUGACCGUGAUCAUCGGCGACGAAAACGACAAUCCGAUGUCCGAGGGUUCCAGCUCCAUAUUCGUCUACAACUACAAAGGCGAGGCGCCCAACACCGAAAUUGGACGGGUCUACGUGAAAGACGCAGACGAUUGGGACUUGCCGGACAAACACUUUGCCUGGGACCCGCCGCACGACGGGUUUGAUCUGAAUCAGGAUACGGGGAUGAUUACAUUGCUGUCAGGCACCUCGAACGACACUUUCGUCCUCAAGUUUCUCGUGACCGAACACAGCCUGCGCAUCAAACGCCAUCAGGUGUCCGCGUACGUGAACGUUACCGUGAAGGAGCUGCCCGAAGAGGCCGUUACUAGAUCUGGGUCCGUCCGUUUCUACGGAAUCACCGCAGAGCAGUUCGUCGAGCCCGAUGAGUACGGCGUCAGCAAGAAGGAGGUCUUCCAGGAGAGGAUCGCGAACAUGUUGAACGCGUCGGUCGAAAAUGUUGACGUGUUCACUGUGCUCCAUUCGCCGCACCACAACAACAGGAGCCUGCUCGACGUGCGAUUCGCCGCUCACGGUAGUCCUUACUUUGCUUCUGAGAAGCUCAACACGAUUCUGGCUCAGCAUUCGAAGGAGAUCGAAAGGGAGCUCAGGACAGACAUUUUGCUGGUCAACAUCGACGAAUGUCUCUUCGAGAAGCAGCAUUGCAACGAUUCCUGUCGGAGUUACUUAAACGCCAGCACAAUCCCCUACGCUGUCUACACGAACACCAGCUCGUUCGUCGGUGUCCGAGCGGUGGUGGAUCCACAGUGCACCUGCCACGUGGCGGAGCCGAUCGUUUGCCUGAACGGUGGUACCCCGUUCGCGGAACGAUGCGAGUGUCCACCUGCUUUCGAGGGUCCUAGGUGCGAAGUCCUUGGCAUAGGUUUCCACGGCGACGGUUGGGCCGUGAUGCCUCCGCCUGGUCAAGCUUGCGACGAGUCCCACUUGGGUCUUGAGAUCACGCCCCAUGUCGACAACGGUUUGGUGUUUUACUUUGGUCCGAUCACGUACAGCCCCAAAGUUGGCAUUCAAGAUUUUAUGUCACUCGAGCUGCAGCAAGGAUACGCGGUUCUGUACGUCGACUACGGUUCGGGAACUGCACGUCUCGAUCAGAAGCAGAUCCUGCUCACGGACGGCAAGAGCCAUAGGAUAGACGUUUUCUGGAACAAGAACGUGAUCGAGUUGACGGUGGAUAACUGCGGGAUAACGGCCUGCAUGAGUUUAACCGCGCCGCAAGGUACCAACGAAUUUCUGAACGUGAACGGUCCGAUGCAGAUCGGAGGAACUCUGAGCAACCUCGCGCUGCUCUCUUCGCAGCUCCAAUGGGACUACAAGCCGACCGAGAAAGGAUUCACCGGGUGUAUACGCAACAUGACUUUCAACGGAAACACCUACAAUCUGGGUAUGCCCUCGCUGUCGAGGAACGCGGACCCAGGCUGCAACCAUGGAAUGGCCAAGGCGGUAUCCUUCGGAAUCGAUACCAACUUUUUGGUCGCGAUUUUGGUCUGCAUCGCGUUUUUGUUGAUCUUAUUGCUCGCGGUGGUGGUACAUAGGCGCAAGACAGACGACCUCUACAAAGACAUGGACGAUAUUCGAGAAAACAUAAUCAAUUACGAGGACGAGGGAGGUGGCGAGGUUGAUACGGGCUACGAUUUAAACGUUCUGCGAACCAUUUACGAUGCCCCUCCGAUCGAUUCGAAGAUAGUGUCGGGCAGAGCUCCCGACGAGGUGCCGGACAUAUGCGGUUUCCUGGACGGCAAGAAGGAAAGUUGCGACAAAGACCCCGACACGAAUCCGUUCGACGAUGUCAGGCAUUACGCGUACGAAGGCGAGGGCAACUCCGAGGGUUCCUUAUCGUCUUUAGCUUCUUGUACCGACGACGGAGAUCUCAAGUUCAACUACCUCUCAAAUUUCGGACCCCGAUUCCGCAAGCUGGCCGAUAUGUACGGAGAGGAAGCCAGCGACGAGGAGAGCGACGGCGUUGGAGAACGGGAAAGCGAGAGCUGGUGUUGAGCCUCUAUCCGUUCUGACCUCGUGAUUUGACGCUAAUCGCUCGCAAGCGCAUUUGCAUUUUGUACUUAAACGACGCGCGCGAAACAGAGACAGAAUCGAACCUCUCGGCGUUCUAUCGUCGCCGUCGUAGAUCGAUCGACGGGUGACGGCAAACUGCAGGCAGAGGUGUAGCGACUCGUACCCUGAUCUUACCUUAAUCAGCAAAUCGACAUCGCGACGAGGCGAACCAGCGAAACGGGCCAUGCCCUGUGUUUUUGUAACAAAGAUAUAGUGUAGUUGGUUGUUUCGCGUUCAAGAUCGCACCAUUUCCGAUGUGACCAACAGUACCGUACAUAUCUCUUCGGCCCGGAUCACGGAGUCAUCGAAUCGACGACAUCCGAUGGAACGUCGUUGGAACCACUUGUUGCGUGUAUACUUCGCGGAACGAUACAUCCGCGUGUCUCGGAGUUUGGCAAUCAUUCGAGUUACAAGAUUUUCGGGAUGCUACUUUUACACUUAACAUUAUAUUACAGAAGUCUAAGAGGUGACAUAUGCGCGAGCAUCGCGGCACACCGUAACGCACGACAUCACACCACACCGUGGAUUCGAGUAAAAUUUCUUCCAUCGAAAUCCUGAAAAUUCCACCACGAGACGAAAUCGAUGGAACCGAGAGCAAACGAACUAGUGUCGACACGUUAUUUAACUGAUAGAGUAUUUUCUGCGUUGGAGGUCUGUUUGUGAGUGUUAGGAAUCACGCAAACGUGUGUUUGCGUGUGCAUAUGUGUGCGUGUAUGCGGGAAGCGCAAGAAUGUACGCAUACGCGAGUAAGUAGAUAUAAAUAUAGAUAGACGAGAAUACGCGAACGGAAACGCACGAUCGAGAUACGAUUUUUUCCAAGACACAAACGUGUUUUUCGAGGCUCGCAGACAGAGUCGAGUUACGAGUAGAGUGUCGGUAACGGAAAUGAGAUGGGGACAAAACGAAAUCAUGGAUAUCAUGAUAUCGUGCAGUCAGAACCGAUUGAUAUCGAACGUGCGAUAGAACAUAAAUAAAACUCGAAACACCGAACAGAAAUCGAAGAGAAUAUCUCCACCGCUAAUUCCGAGACCGCGUAGUCUGUGUUUAAAAUAACUGCUUUUGUCUAGGAAGCUGUUUGCUUCGAUCCUCUUUUUACUUUCUCGUUUCUUCCAGUCUUUCGAUCGUUGCUCGUCGUGCUCCGCCUCGGAAAACAAUUUCUACGACUCCACACAUAUAUAUAUGUGUGUGUGUGUGUGUACACAUAUAUGUAUAUAUAUAUUCGUGUACUUAUGUACGCGUAUACGCACGUACGUACACGUAUACGCACGUACGUACACGUAUAUAUGUGAUAAUAAUUUGUAAGCUUUUUGUACGAUAUAACAGUGACGGUAUAUACAUAUAUAUAUAUAUAUAAAUAUAUAUUAUAUAUAAAUAUAUAUCACGAACGCGCGCUAGACGAGGCAGCGUUGUAUACAUGUGUGUUUGCGAGCGUGUAUGCGUGUCGAAAAGAGCGAGAGAGAGAGAGAGAGAGAGAGAGA